Mesorhabditis belari is the source of this 843-nucleotide messenger RNA. NCBI's taxonomy places the organism in Eukaryota, Metazoa, Nematoda, Chromadorea, Rhabditida, Rhabditidae. The record is from the annotation of a GenBank genome assembly.
AUGAACCCAAGCCUCGAUCUCGACCUCAGCCGCAUGCAAACACUGCUGAAAUGGAUCGUUUAUGAUGUGGCAGAGUCGAAUUUCGCCUCCGGAUUCAUCAAUAUCUUCGUGGCUACUUUGUCGAUCUCGGCUCUGAUCAGCAGCGAUUGGGUGUUGAUCGAAGAUGUGACGAACUCCACCGCCAUCGAACCUUUCUAUGAUUUCCCCGGUGCAGAGAGAUGUGAACGGCUAGGUACUCGUGACUUUUGGAGCAUCUCCUCGUUCGGCGGAUACGUGGAGAGCAAUGGAAAGAAGCACACCGCCUACCGGACGGAGGAUCGAGUUCUUUGGGAUUGUGUCACUCCACUAGUUGCUGAUUUGUUUUAUCUUCUCAUCGCUCUUUGUUUUGUCGUUUCACUGACCGCACUCUGUGGUGCCCUACUUCACGUGCUUGCUCCACCACACGGCUUCCUCGUCUGGUUGAGAAGGAAUACGAUCAUGGAAAUGUGCAAUAUGAUGCUGUGCCUGGCCGCUUGUGCCGUUGCAAUCGUCGCUGAAACAACAGUGGCCGGGCUGAGACCCGAGUCGAGUGUCUCUGUCGGAUCUGGCCUUUUCCUGCUCACCCUUGCCGGUCUUCUCUCUUUUCUCUCAGCUCUGAUGAGUCUCAGACACUUCUCUCGCAUACAAAGAGCUCGCCGAAUCGACAAUCAGCGGCUAUUGUGUGCUCGAUCGCUUCGCUCAUGGAGAGACACCGGGAGAAGAGCUGACGACACACGGCCGAUCGUCGAUUUUGAGAGAUACCUUGACUCGUCGACCACCACUCUUGAGGAGCUCGACCCGAUCCCGAAACCCAUCGAAACAAUC